This is a messenger RNA of Penicillium taxi, 1020 nucleotides long. Its product is annotated as cytochrome P450. The transcript has a single exon. Gene Ontology annotation, molecular function: oxidoreductase activity, acting on paired donors, with incorporation or reduction of molecular oxygen; monooxygenase activity; heme binding. The coding region runs from base 1 to 1020 and encodes 339 amino acids. The record is from RefSeq and is a predicted model, not a curated record. NCBI's taxonomy places the organism in Eukaryota, Fungi, Ascomycota, Eurotiomycetes, Eurotiales, Aspergillaceae.
AUGGGGGUGUGGUUGCAGUACUAUGCAUUCGACGUUAUUGGAGAAAUUAAUUUUUUCAAAAAGCUAGGGUUUCUGGAGGAAGGACGGGAUAUAGAUGGGAUGAUUCAGACCAUCCAACGAAUCCUCAUUUAUGCUGCUUUGUGUGGCCAGAUUCCCGAAGUGCAUUAUUUGCUGCUUGGGAAUCCACUCAUCUCAUUUUUCAUGCCGAGUAUGGACAAAUGGGACCAAGUCCUUCAGUUCACAUUAAAAACAAUGAAUUCCCGCUCGAUGUCCAAUCUCAAUGGGGAAAAGGCCGAGGACAAGCAGAAUGAUGGCAAGGAUAUGCUUUCUCGUUGGAUGAAGAUUCACAAAUCAAACUCCGAAAAGCUUUCUACUCUGGACAUAAUUGUGCAUCUUUCGGCAAAUGUUUUUGCUGGAUCUGAUACAACUGCUAUUGCUCUACGAGCAACUCUCUAUCUUCUCUUGCAUCACCCAGUGGUCAUGGACAAGGUUCAAGCAGAAAUUUCUAGUGCAGCAUCCGAUCAGAAGCUCAGUGAUAUAAUAUCUUACCGCGAAUCGGUAACACAUCUACCAUAUUUGGGCGCAGUACUUAAAGAGGCCAUGCGACUGCAUCCAUCUGUCGGACUGAUCCUAGAACGUGAAGUACCAGAAGGUGGGGCACUCAUCAGUGGGAAGCAAAUUCCAGCAGGAACUAUCGUGGGCAUCAAUGCGUGGGUAUUGCACCAAAAUAGUCAAAUAUUCCAAGACCCAGAGGCAUUUCUACCAGAGAGAUGGCUUGAUAGUCCUCCGGAUGCUUUAAGAGAGAUGGAAAGGACUUUUUUCUCAUUCGGAGCCGGAUCACGAACGUGUCUUGGAAAAAACAUUUCUCUCUUAGAGAUGCACAAAAUAGUACCUCAGCUACUACGGGAUUUUGAAAUCAGACUACAUAGCCCAGAGAAAAGCUGGACUACAAAAAACACCUGGUUUGUUCAGCAGCAAGAUUUCAUCUGCGACAUCAGAGAAAGAAAUAACAUGGCAUGA